UCUAUCCAAUCACAGGGGUCGUUGUUGGGAGGUGGUUUGUGGAGAAGGUGACUUUUCGCCAUUAGCUCGGAUAGAAACACAGAAACACAGAAGCGGUUAAAACCAACAUGUCUUCUUUACAAAGGACGCUGGGCGUUCUGCGGCUGGGCUCCCGGCUGUUCCGCCGCGGGCCUCAAAGAGUAAACAUCCGAAAGGGCAGCGGGGGUCCUCACAUCGAGCCGCAGUACAGACAAUAUCCACAACUGACCAAGAGCCAGCAGUUCCAGUCAGAGCUGCUCAGUGGAGCCAUGUGGUUCUGGAUCCUGUGGCACUGCUGGCACGACCCGGACGCGGUUCUGGGUCACUUCCCCUGGCCUGAAGCCUCUGAAUGGACAGACGAGGAGCUCGGAAUCCCACCAGAUGAUGAAGAAUAAGAUCCCCGCUGCUGUGCCAGUCUUCAGAUCAUUCUGAAAGUCGCUGUUGUACAUAGAUUAAUAAAGUUCUUUAAGUUAAA
This is a messenger RNA of Hippoglossus stenolepis (Pacific halibut), 493 nucleotides long. RefSeq names its product NADH:ubiquinone oxidoreductase subunit B2 (gene ndufb2). The record is from RefSeq and is a predicted model, not a curated record. Gene Ontology annotation, cellular component: mitochondrial inner membrane. The coding region runs from base 108 to 413 and encodes 101 amino acids. The transcript has 4 exons. NCBI's taxonomy places the organism in Eukaryota, Metazoa, Chordata, Actinopteri, Pleuronectiformes, Pleuronectidae.